This is a messenger RNA of Sphaeroforma arctica JP610, 1346 nucleotides long. RefSeq lists its product as hypothetical. NCBI's taxonomy places the organism in Eukaryota, Ichthyosporea, Ichthyophonida. The transcript has 3 exons. The annotation marks the transcript as partial. Gene Ontology annotation, cellular component: intracellular membrane-bounded organelle; membrane. The record is from RefSeq and is a predicted model, not a curated record. Gene Ontology annotation, molecular function: heme binding.
AGAUUACUGCUUCCUUGCAUCAGCCUGGCGUCUGCGUGUGUUGCGGAGGGCCAUCAAACAGUGCGUGUGGAUGUUCGGAGUGACAUCUUUGAUCGCGUGCUGUUGUUUCUUGAAGCAGAGAUUCUCGCAGAGGCCAAGCUGGGGCCACCAUACGAGGUGGAUGCGGAGCACACUCAAGACCUGCUGAGCGCUGGGGUGGUCUUGGGCUGUCAGGCAUUGAUUGAUGUGUGUAAGGCCAAACUGGGCGAGUUUGUCAAGCGCGUGAGGAAAAACGGGAUUGCGUUUAACGAGGUCGUGGAACGCAAUAGGAGGGGCGAGACUAUCCUGGUCAUAGACGGGAUGGUCUUCGAUGUUUCCCGUUGGCUACCCAACCAUCCCGGAGGCUCGACCAUCAUACCCGAACAAGGACUCAACCUAGACGCCAUUGGCUUCUUCGAGGUAUACCACUCCUCCCGUGCAUCCUUCCGUUACCUCAAACAGUUCUAUAUCGGGGAUGUGACAGACAAAGAGGCUGUCCCCAAGCCACACCACGAAGCGUCUGAGGCGUUUGUGGACCAACUCAGAACAUACACGACGUGGAGGGUCACGCCUGUCAACCCGGUUUACAAAAGCUUCUGACCGCUACCCUUCCGCAUGGGUUGUGUAUGUGUAUAGAGAGAAGGCAAAGGUCUAAACCUCAAUUAGUUUUGUGGUUUCAGCCUGUAGCCGUACUGCGCGUAGUGUAUUGCAGAGGGACGGUUAUGUCAGAAGGGGUGUAAAACCCUAAACCCUAAAACAUAAGGCGCUCAAACCAAGCACUCUAGCACAUACAAAUAUAUGCUCAAGAACACCCUUGGACAAUCCUCACACAUGGGGCACAAACAAACCUAUUCAACCCACUCGCCCCACAAACUAUGCGAGACUGCCAGGGAGACUAAACUAUGUGAGACUGUCAGGAAGACUGUGACUUGUCUGCGCUUUACGUUUGUUGCAACGCAUUGAUACGCCAUCCGUGAGCUAUGUGGUCUGAAUUAAUCGAAUGUCGCUGACAUCAUCAAAAGAAUCUCUGACGGAGAUCGUUUGGUAUCGUACUUAUGCCAGGUACACUGAACACAAUGACCAUUAGCCUAGAGCCAUCGGGCGUUUAGAUAGUCUCUCUAGUUAGUGGUGUAUGAUGUCAGGAUCAUCAGACAUAUAUCUAGGAGCCAUUCGUAGAUAUUCUGGAGAAGAUUUAAACGUUUAAUUAGAAUGAUAUUCUAUUGAAAUAAUGCAUAUGCAUGACAUGAUUCUACAAAUUCACAAACUGCCUCGAUAUAAAUAAAAGCGGACAGCGUCGAAACAAUCGUUUUAGUCGUGGCUCAUGAGUG